AUGGCCUUGGAGACGGUGCCAAAGGACCUGCGGCAUCUGCGGGCUUGUUUGCUGUGUUCGCUGGUCAAGACCAUAGAUCAGUUUGAAUAUGAUGGCUGUGACAAUUGUGAUGCAUACCUACAGAGGAAGGGUAACCCAGAGAUGGUAUAUGACUGCACCAGCUCUUCCUUUGAUGGAAUCAUUGUAAUGAUGAGUCCAGAGGACAGCUGAGUCUCCAAGUGGCAGUGAGUCAGUAACUUUAAGCCAGGUGUGUAUGCUGUGUCAGUCACGGGUUGCCUGCCCCAAGGAAUUGUACGAGAGCUAAAGAGUCAAGGAGUGGCCUACAAAUCCAGAGACACGGCUAUAAAGACGUAGCAAGAUGCAGGGCUGCCAGCAUCUUUGCUCCCCACUACCUGCCUGUUUUUUGCUUGUGGAACUAAACAGGC
Molecule: messenger RNA, 425 nt
Organism: Choloepus didactylus (southern two-toed sloth)
Lineage: Eukaryota; Metazoa; Chordata; Mammalia; Pilosa; Megalonychidae
Product: transcription elongation factor SPT4-A-like
Exons: 1
Biological process (GO): regulation of transcription elongation by RNA polymerase II; positive regulation of DNA-templated transcription, elongation; mRNA processing
Cellular component (GO): DSIF complex; nucleus
Molecular function (GO): zinc ion binding; RNA polymerase II complex binding
Source: RefSeq, a predicted model, not a curated record